This is a messenger RNA of Trichomycterus rosablanca, 1634 nucleotides long. Its product is annotated as dual specificity tyrosine-phosphorylation-regulated kinase 4-like. Lineage: Eukaryota; Metazoa; Chordata; Actinopteri; Siluriformes; Trichomycteridae. The transcript is spliced from 11 exons. The coding region runs from base 1 to 1050 and encodes 349 amino acids. Gene Ontology annotation, molecular function: ATP binding; protein serine/threonine kinase activity. The record is from RefSeq and is a predicted model, not a curated record. Gene Ontology annotation, cellular component: nucleus; cytoskeleton; cytoplasm. Gene Ontology annotation, biological process: peptidyl-threonine phosphorylation; peptidyl-serine phosphorylation.
AUGCUGCCACCGUUGAAAUUAAAACCAGGGGCAACUCACUGUGCUAAGGCCAACCACCAAGCCCCUACAGUUUUGCCCAACAUCAGCAAGAAGGACCAGCUAAACGACAUUCAAAUCCAGCACAAGCCUUAUGCUAUUCAUGAUCAUAUCACGUACCGCUAUGAGGUGCUAGAAGUGAUUGGAGGAGGCACUUAUGGACAGGUUUAUAAGUGUCUAGAUCACAAGACCAAGGAGAUGGUUGCUGUUAAAGUCCUUCGCUUUGACAGUUCUAUCACGACUGAACUGAAGAUACUGAAUUUCUUGAGAAAGAAGGACAAAGACAACUGCCACAACAUCAUCCAAAUGAAGGAAUACUUUCAAUUCCGUAACCAGCUCUGCAUCGUCUUUGAGCUUCUGGGGCCUAACCUGUAUGACUUCAUGAAGAAGAAUAACUUUAAGGGUUUCGGCUUAGCUCAGGUUCACAAAAUUGCUAAAGAACUGCUUAAGUGCAUGAAUAUUUUGGAACAAGAGAAGAUCAUCCACUCUGAUCUUAAACCUGAGAACAUCGUACUGGAGCCAAAAAAACGAAAUGGCAUCAAAGUAAUUGAUUUUGGAUUAAGCUGCUUCGAACAUCUGCAAGAGGUCCCAUGUGUCGGGACUCGAACCUACUGCGCCCCAGAAGUGAUUGUGCGCAAGCGCUGCACGACUGCUAUUGACAUGUGGAGUCUCGCUUGCAUCUUGUUCGAGUUGUACACUGGCCAGCCUCUCUUUUAUGGAGAGGAUGAGGGGGACCAAAUGGCCUGCAUAAUGGAGGUUCUCGGAAAUCCUCCAGCUGACUACAACUCUUCAAGAACGGAAUUGUUCUUUGACUCUAUGGGACGACCCAUCAGGAGAACAGACCUUAGUGGCAGACCAAGAGUUCCUGGCUCCCGAAAUCUGGCCAACAUGUUCCGUAGAAAUGAUGGGCUGUUCGUAGACUUUAUUAAACGUUGCCUGACUUGGGACCCGAAGAUGCGUCUCACUGCAAAGGAGGCUUUGCAGCAUGAGUGGAUUCGGAAGGGCCCUUAUUAAACCCGGGCCAUGACGUUUUGAGCAAGUCAACAACAGCACUGGGUCUCGGCAGGUCCUGUUUCACCAGGAAACCCUGAUGCAAGACAGGAAUACUCUGGACAGGACACCAAUCCAGGCUUGACAGAUAAGAUCCUUUUAUAAAAGAUCAGUGGUUUGUUUGUAUGUUUUACCUUUUUCCCUCCUAAUAGGUGGGACCCUAUAAUGCAUCUCACCAUAGAGGAGGCUUUGUAGGAUGAAUGGAUGCAGAUCUAUCCACAUCGUUAGCUUUUUGGACCUGACCGAGCAGAUGUGGGAACGUUAAGAUCCAUCUCACCAAACUUAGCUGUACAUAACCAGUGGAAAGCACUAAAUCAAAUGCCAGUAAAAAAACAAGGCCAACGAGUUUACACAUCGUUAAUCAUCGCACAUCGCACUUCUCUGGAACACAGAAGUGUCAACUCUACAGAGGAAAUUGCAGCAGAGAACCACAGGCUAUACAAUCUUUCAUCUGGAGGAAUCAACACAGAGGACCUGGAAUAAAAUCCAGAUGUAACAUACACAGUUAAAGUUUUGUGUGCAAAAAAAUGAAUAAUAAAGUAAGAAUA